Molecule: messenger RNA, 2878 nt
Organism: Ceutorhynchus assimilis (cabbage seed weevil)
Lineage: Eukaryota; Metazoa; Arthropoda; Insecta; Coleoptera; Curculionidae
Source: the annotation of a GenBank genome assembly
AUGCGUUUUCGUUUUAUGAAAAUUCAAGACCAAGCUCAACCAAGACCAGGAACGGAGCAUUCGUUUUAGAACAAUGACGUCACACACAGAACCUGGUCGUAAAUAUUCAGGACCGACCGGGGAAGCUGGUUCCAAUGCCUGGUCUUGAUUUGUAAACAACAAAAUUAACCUAAAAAUACAACUGAAGAAAUUUCGGAUAUGUUGUGAAAAAAAAAAUAAUAAUAAUGGAAGCUGUUAAAUUUAUAAUUAAAAAUAGAGAAGUAGGCAUACACGGCGAUAUAGAAACCUGUGUGUUGUUACUGACAGAUGAUGAAUACACCAUAGAUUAUAUCACUAGACUGAUGUUGGCAAAUAAACUCAUUGCCUUUGGAAUCACGGCUGAAGACAAUGGUAAAGUAGAUAUUAUGAGAAUGGAUGAUCAACCUUUUGCACCAGAGGCUGUGAAGAGAAUGGAAACUGCAUUUCAAAGUCAGACUCCCAACAACAGUGUAUUCGAUGACGAUACACAAGAAAAUCUGUCGGCAGAAAAUCUUCAAUGUUUUACUGAGAGUGAAAAUACUUUGGAAAAUUUGGAUACAAAUAAGGUAUGGGUACCACACAAAAAGAUGCCUAGAGACAUUGAAGCCACAACUGCUCUUCUCACAAUUAGAGGGCGAGAUGAAUUUCAAAAAAAAUUCAAAGACAAGAAACACCAAAAAAUUACUUUGUGGCGUCAGAUUGCCGAUGAAUUGAGAGAAUCAGGUUUUGAUAUAGGCCAGGGAAAAGAAGGAGCUGAGAAAUGUAGACAAAAAUUUUGUAACUUACAGAAAGUCUACAUUGCUUUCAGAGACAACAUGAAACAAACGGGUUCCAGUUUUCAAGAAAAGCCAGCAUUUUUUGAAGAAAUGCAUAAAAUUUUAGGGGAGAAGGAUAAGGUAAAGCCUCCUUUUCUGGUAGAUUCCUUAACUCCUGAACCUUUUGCUUUGCAUGAAGAGGUAGAGCAUGAACGAGAGCAUGAAAGAAGUGAUGAAAUUUCCAUUCCAGGUCCAAGCUCUCGGCAAUUCAAUAAUAUUCUAGUAUCCCCUAUACCUGGUUCUAGUUCUAUUCAGACUGGCAAGAUAAAUGCUUCAAAACCUAAAGAAAACCCAAAUUGGAAAUCGCCUUUGUUGGAAAUGAGUGCAGAGGGUUCUAAUUCUAGCUCUACUCUAUGUUCCGAUAAAGAUUCCUUUUUCACAUCAAAAAAAAUUGUUAAACCUGUACCUACCAAGCAUGCAAUAAUUAAAACAAUGGAGGAAUGUCACAAAUCUCAACUAACUCAACUCCGGGAUAUAACUAAUAUUAUAAAUGAAAACAUGACAAAACAAACUCAGUACCUACAGCAGCAAACAGAACAAAGAAACACAUUAAUCAAUGUCCUAAAAGACUUGUGCAAGAAGGAGGAGACUGGAAGAAAAAAGAGGAAAAGAAGAAGGUCCACUUCUUCUUCUUCUUCGGAGUAAUGUUCCAUGAUUGUCCUAGAUAAAUAUGACUCAUGUGUUAUUUGUUAUAAUGUAUUAUUCAUGAUAUUAUUAUUCUUUAUUGUUAUGUAAGAAAUUUUUCUUUGUUACGAAAGUUGAAAGUUAUUUACUAUUAAUUCUUUCAUUAUAAGGUUGGAGUUACCCUUUUUGUGAGAUCUAUGUUAUAAAUCAAAUAGGUAAGGUAGGGUAGGAUGUUAUUUGUUUUGUAGAGUUUAUAAGACUUAGUUUAUUUACUUCAACCCAACGUAAAUACUUGGGUCCUUAUUUAUGUUUGUAAGUUGUUCAUAUAUUUUUCUAUUUGUUUUUUCUUCUGUGGUUGAUGUUAGUGCAAUAAGGCAAGUUGACUGAUAGAUUAGCCUUUUAUGUUGGCUAUGAGAAAAAAAUGACUGAAUAGGUGUUUCCAGUAAAAAAAUUCAAUUAUUGGAUAGUCUUGUCUGUUUAGAUAGAGUAUGAAAAGAUCAUUGGUAUGAAAUUAAAAAAAUCUUUAUUGUUAUGUAAGAAAUUUUUCAUUGUUACCAAAGUUGGAAGUUAUUUGCUAUUAAUUCAUUCAUUUAUUUAUAUUAUUAUAGUAAUAAGGAUUUUUGUCUUCCAUAAGAAAUUUGUGAGAUUUAUGUUAUAAACCAAAUAGAUAGGGAUAUGUUUUUGUUUUGAAGAGUUUGUAAGACUAAUAAUUUGUAAGUUGCUAAUAUAUUUUUGUAUUUUUUUUUUCUGUGAUUGAUGUAGUGCAAGAAGGUAAGUUCACUAAUAAGUUAGCCUUUUAUACUGGUUGUGAGAAAAAAAUGACUGUAUAGGUAUUUUCAGUAAGAAACUUCAUUUAUUGGAUCAUCUAGUCUGCUUAAUGCUUAGACAGAGUAUGAAAUAAAAUAAGGUUUUCAAUUAUUGAUGCAUUAUUUAUUCCUUAUAUACAUGGGGCUUUUUUAACAAAUCCUGUCUCUUAUUCCGUCCCUCUUUCUUUUUGCAAGAAUUUGGUCCUCUCCAUAGUAUUGAUGUCCUCCCAAUGAAAGUCCAUCAUCCAUCAGUCCAUUAUCGUCAGCUUCCAGAUUAAACAAAUCAUUAUGGACCAAGCAAAAAUUAUGUAGUAUACAACAAACAGUUAUAAUUUGUACUGCUCUUUCAAUACUAUUUACAUUAAUAUAUUUUAAAAUUCUCCACCGUCCUUUCAAAAAUGCGAAAGUGUGCUCGAUAACCACUCUCGUCUGACUCAAUUUAAAAUUGUGGGUUUUGUCUUUUCUAGUGGUCCUCUUGGAUUCUUCAUAAGGCUUCAUUAGCCAAUUCAACAAAAUAUAUGCGGAGUCCCCAACUAUGUGAUACUUUUCAUCCGUGAAAAAUGUCUUUGAACUAUGUUCAUUAAUCUUCUUGUAUAAUGUAGAAUUUUUAAAAAC